Galendromus occidentalis (western predatory mite) is the source of this 3345-nucleotide messenger RNA. RefSeq names its product serine/threonine-protein kinase SIK3. Lineage: Eukaryota; Metazoa; Arthropoda; Arachnida; Mesostigmata; Phytoseiidae. The record is from RefSeq and is a predicted model, not a curated record. Gene Ontology annotation, molecular function: ATP binding; tau-protein kinase activity. Gene Ontology annotation, cellular component: cytoplasm. The coding region runs from base 267 to 3272 and encodes 1001 amino acids. Gene Ontology annotation, biological process: microtubule cytoskeleton organization; protein phosphorylation; intracellular signal transduction. The transcript is spliced from 14 exons.
UCUCUAUGGCAACCCUGACGUCAUUGCUUCAUUGCCUUCUACUUGUGUACAUUCGACGACUAUCAUCAUGUGAAAUGUUUUCUCGACCCCGUGUCUUGUAUAGCGAGUUCGAGUGAGCAGUACGCGGCGAAAAAAAGCAGCGGGCGUUCUCGUCUCCGCGACGGAGCUCACGGUGAAUUCCGUGAAAAUGGAAUUUUAAUUGGUUUUGCUCGUCCAGAGUGCACCCGUUCACCGCGAGCCCUUCUGCCCAACUUAAAUCUCACAGCAUGAGCUCUCCUCAACAUCGGCCACCGACUUCAAGUCCAAAUCACAACCGGUCGUUGGUCCGAGUCGGCUACUAUGAAAUCGGCAAGACAAUUGGCAAAGGGAAUUUCGCCGUCGUGCGUCUUGGAACGCACAUCGUCACUCAAACCAAGGUGGCGAUCAAAAUCAUUGACAAGGGUCAGCUGGACGAGGAAAAUCUGCAGAAAAUUUUCAGAGAGAUCCAAAUCAUGAAAUUGCUCCGACACCCUCAUAUCAUCAAACUGUACCAGGUCAUGGAGAGCAAGCAAAUGAUCUACCUGGUCACAGAAUUCGCACAGAAUGGUGAAAUAUUCGAUCAUCUCGUCGAUAAAGGACACAUGCAAGAAUCCGUUGCCAGACAAAAAUUCCGACAGAUCGUAUCAGCCGUGAAGUACUGCCACGAUAACAACAUUGUGCAUCGGGACCUAAAAGCCGAGAACCUCUUACUCGAUCAGGACAUGAAUAUCAAAAUCGCCGAUUUCGGCUUCAGUAACUUCUAUACGCCUGGAGCACCAUUAGGAACAUGGUGUGGCAGUCCCCCGUACGCUGCUCCCGAGCUUUUUGAAGGUCGAGCCUAUGACGGACCUAAAGCCGAUAUUUGGAGUUUGGGAGUCGUCCUCUAUGUUUUGGUGUGCGGCGCUCUUCCAUUCGACGGCAGCACACUACAGAUUUUGCGGUCGAGGGUACUAUCAGCUAAAUUCCGGAUACCUUAUUUCCUGUCAACGGCCUGUGAAGACCUCAUAAGACACAUGUUGGUUAUCGAUCCGGAACGUCGCUAUACAACAGAAGAAAUUUUCCAGCAUCAUUGGAUGCACGAAAAAGUCAGUACGCCGUCGUCGCCGUGUUUACAAAGCCAGAAUUCUGCGAGCUCCGACACGGGAAGCGCUUCCUCAGAUGAAGAAAAUGAGCUCAUCAUCGAGCACAUGCUGCAAAUUCCAAACUCAACCCGGGACGACAUCAUAACUUCCGUCAGAGAAAAUCGAUUCGACAACUAUGCAGCAAUUUUCCAUCUUCUGAAAGAGAAACUCCGGUCGGAGCCGAUGCAGACGCUCCUCCCAGUUGUAGCAUCGCAUCAAAGGAAAUCCAGCAUUACCACGGGCGUCGUGGAACGACCCCCCGUAUCACCUCCUUCGCUGAGUAAUGACAGCACGGGGAGCAACUCGAAUUCAAUGCCGUUACCGCCGACACCGGCCUUCCCAACCGGUGCGGCCUUGGACUGGACGAAGGAUGCUCUCAAUCAAAGCGAAUCAUCCCUUGAAAAGUUCGGGGAAAACUCGGAACAAGAUACCGACGAGGACGCCUCGAACGGGCCGAAGGACGCGUAUCAAGUCAUCCGACGGCACACGGUCGGUCCUGAAGAAGAUUCCGGACGUCAGGCUCCCACACCAGCAAUUCUCAGGGUGAGCUCACGUUAUCCUCGAUGCGUACCAUUGCCGAUAUCAGCGCUGCCGAACACGAACCUGCCGGCGAAUCUGCCUCUUGUACAAAACGAGUCCCCGCAAAACUUUUGCGUUAAGGAUCAACACCUGCUCAAACCACCCGAAGAGUUUCUUUCGAUCGCGGGUCAGGGCAUCUCACGAAGGGCAUCUGACGGCGGCGCUAAUAUCAGCGUACACUACCACAAUCGCUUCGAUCACUACUCCCACUACUGUGCUCAGCCUUACAGGACGUUCAGCCCUCACACAAGAGACAUCUCGCUGAGCCCCCGGCGGAGCGUACGAACUAGGGAGCCUCCCACGGGACUCGAAGCUCCUCCCGGCACCUCGACCGGAGCCUCGGCCUGGUUCCGUGCGCAGAUGAUGUCCGCUGGGCGGCAGCGUCGGAGUGGUUUGAUUGCGCUGCUUGACAAGGCGCAACAGAGCCAUAACUUAACUCGACGAUGCAGUGAAGGCGGUGGGAGUCCUCCGCCCCUGGCCUUCAUGACGCCGGGUGGAACGACGCCUCAUAUGUUGAAGGCGUUGCAACAGGAGCACCAGAUACUGCUCCAACAGAAGCAUCAUGCGCCCUUGAGCGACAGCGAGCGUGCCGAGGUCCAGAGAAGACACACCAUCCAUGUACAACAGAUGCAACAGGUCCAGCAGCAGCAAAGCAGAUUGCAGACUGGCGUAAUGAACUUAUCGAUGAGCUCCCCGCCAUCGAUUGCGUCGUCGCCCAUCCACACGCCGUCGGGAGGGGUUCCUCUCUCCCCACAAUUGGCGAGACUAAGCUCUCCACAACAAGUUCUGAGCCAGUUGCAAAGACUCCAGCUGCAAUUCAGCAAUAUCGACGAUCCGUCUUCGCGCGCGUCAACGCCCUCGCCGCCCGUGCGUAUUCCGCAGCUCGUAGUGACCGAUCUGAGUCCGAGGGUUAUUCCUCCGAUCGCCGCUUGUGUUCCCCCUCCCUCGCAAGCGUCGCCGGCGGUUUCGUCUUCAAGUGCCACGACGACAUCCGUAGCCGCGGCUACAGCGGCUGUCGUGGCGGCCGCAGCUCAAUCAGGAUACAUUCCGCAUAUCAGUGUCACGGACGAAAAAGGCGAGGACUGCGCCCUUUACUCGCCCACGCGUUGGGUGGAGAACACGGUCCUCGACGACACGUCUCCCACGACGAGCACGGGCGCGGGGGCUGUUGGCCUACCGACUAUCACCGAGAACCUCUUCGAGCCGCAAACGGUCUACCGGAGAGGGAGUGCAGAGAACGACUACGAAGACGUUAUGGACUACACGAUGCCCGAACUUCUACAGAAGACGCCUAGUGGCUCUUUGUGCAUGGAACUCACUCUUAACCAGGGCAGCCUCGGCGAAAUUCAACGGGCGCUGUGCGAACGAGCGACCGACCUCGUGCUACAGCGAUCGGAACGUGGUCUGAUCGCUCUCGAACCCCACGGUGUCGUUCAGGUCGAGCUCGAACUCGAUCAACGACUCCUGAAGAUGCGACGUCUCAGCGGAGACACCGUCCAUUACUCUCGACUUUGCCAACGUCUCAUUGAAUGCAUGGAUUCUGUGGUCGGCUAGCAGUAGUAGCAGCAACUGCUGCCGUAGGAAACUCAUGCAGAAAUGCGACCUGCGUUCCUAAGCACCAAAAAAC